Messenger RNA from Triplophysa dalaica, 743 nucleotides. RefSeq names its product phosphopantothenoylcysteine decarboxylase (gene ppcdc). Gene Ontology annotation, biological process: coenzyme A biosynthetic process. Gene Ontology annotation, molecular function: FMN binding; phosphopantothenoylcysteine decarboxylase activity. Bases 20 to 607 code for a protein of 195 amino acids. NCBI's taxonomy places the organism in Eukaryota, Metazoa, Chordata, Actinopteri, Cypriniformes, Nemacheilidae. Gene Ontology annotation, cellular component: phosphopantothenoylcysteine decarboxylase complex. The transcript is spliced from 5 exons. The record is from RefSeq and is a predicted model, not a curated record.
ACAAGAAGUUUAACUUAUAAUGCAGCAGGAUUCCCUGCAGACAAGUGGUUCAAAGUUCCGGGUUCUGCUGGGUUUGACUGGCAGUGUAGCAGCACUCAAAGCGCCUUUGUUGGUAAGACAACUCCUUGAAUUUCCAGAGGUUGAUGUGCGUGUGGUCACAACAGACCACGCCACUCAUUUUUAUGACAUCAAUGAAGUGCCUGUCCAUGCAUACACUGAUAAGGAUGAAUGGGAGAUGUGGAAAAAGCGCUGUGACCCUGUGCUCCAUAUUGAACUCAGACGUUGGGCGGAUCUUUUUGUCAUUGCCCCACUGGAUGCCAACACGCUUGGUAAAAUUUCCAGUGGUAUCUGUGACAACCUCCUGACGUGCGUGGUGAGGGCCUGGGACACAAACCGUCCGCUGCUCUUCUGUCCUGCUAUGAACACAGCCAUGUGGAACCACCCUAUCACUGCACAGCAAGUGGCCACCCUUAAAAGCUUUGGCUACAUUGAGAUCCCCUGCAUUUCCAAAAAACUUGUCUGUGGAGAUGAAGGUAAAGGUGGCAUGGCAGAGGUUUCAACUAUUGUUGAUACAGUCAAACAAUACUUCCAGAAACCUGGUGUCUGAUUUUAAAAACCAUUAUGGCAGAUCAACAAAACAGAAGUAGCAAGUAUUGGUAUGAUGUUACAAAGUUUGUUAACUUAUCUUAUAUUCAUUGCUUUUUACACAGUAAUGUUUAAUAAAUUAUCCUUUUCCUGUUGAA